Messenger RNA from Oryza brachyantha (malo sina), 1353 nucleotides. RefSeq lists its product as uncharacterized. The transcript is spliced from 12 exons. The record is from RefSeq and is a predicted model, not a curated record. NCBI's taxonomy places the organism in Eukaryota, Viridiplantae, Streptophyta, Magnoliopsida, Poales, Poaceae. The coding region runs from base 152 to 1006 and encodes 284 amino acids.
CCUCCCCUCCCCUUGUCUCCCCCUUCCCCAAAGAGGCUCGAGCUCGAUCCCCUCUCCUCCGCGCCUCCGCCUCGGGCGACGUAGCCACGGGCUAGGGUUUCGGUUUCCUCCCGCCGUCACCUCCUCGUCCUCGUACGCCGCCGCGGCGGCCAUGGCGAUGGUGCAGGCCGGCAUGGGCCUCACCCGCGUCGUCGUCCUCAUCGGCGCCGGGGUGGCCGGCUCCGUCGUCCUCCGCAACGGCCGCCUCUCCGAGAUCCUCGGCGAGCUCCAGGAGAUACUUGACAAGGGGGAGAAGGGGAAAGGCGGAGACGGGGACGGAGACCUGUCCGACGCGCUCACUAAACAGGUGCGCAACUUGGCUAUGGAGGUUAAACAACUUGCUUCCUCACGUGGAUCUAUAACUGUUCUUAGUGGAGGUUCCGGUCAAACAGGGGUAUCAGGUUUGAUAGUACCUGCAGCAACUGUUGGGGCACUGGGUUAUGGUUAUAUGUGGUGGAAGGGCAUCUCCUUUGCGGACCUAAUGUAUGUUACCAAGCGUAACAUGGCGAAUGCUGUUUCCAGUAUGACUAAGCAUCUGGAGCAAGUGCAAACCUCUCUCGCUGCUGCUAAAAGGCAUUUGACUCAGCGUAUUGAAAAGUUGGAUGAUAAAUUGGAUCAGCAAAAGGCACUUUCUGGACAAAUAAGAGAUGAUGUUACUGAUGCACGGCUGAAGCUUGAGAAUAUUGGUUCAGAAAUUAAGAACAUCAAACAAUUGGUUUGGGGUCUGGAUGAAAAGAUGGACUCGAUGGAAGCCAAACAGAAUUUUUCAUGUGCUGGUGUGAUGUACCUCUGCCAAUUUAUAGAGCAAAAUGGUGGGAAGCUGCCAGAACGCCUGGAGGGCUCAAAAAUAGCUGCGAAGCGUUUUGGGAGCCAAAGUGUCACACAGGGGUUGAAACUGGCCAUAGAAUCAGGGAUUUUUGACAAUGAAAUCUUCAGUUCACCUAAGAACAACCCUGAUUCAAGAUAAAACAGGUCCAACGUCUGCCAAAGUAAUUUUUGUCAGGGGGAUAUCCGAGGGCAUCUCAUCUAAUACCCAGAUUACACCCUCCAUUGAAAUGCAGUAAAGUAUAAUUUCUUACUAGAUUUACAUGUAAAGAGUUACAGCCUUUUCAAGUUUUCUGCUUGCAGGAAGUGCUGCUUUUUACAUUUGAAAGCUUGUUCGAUACUAGUGGUUAGGGAUUUUCAGACCGUGCUAUGCUGGCAUCGCUUGUGAUUUCAGAUUUCAGGCAAACACUUUUGCCUUGAAUAAAAUUGACAACACGUGUGAAUUAUAUUUGUGAUGCUGUAUCUAUCUACUUCAUGUUUAGUUUGCAA